AUGGAAGCAACGACCGCCCCGUCCCUGGAGGGUACCGAGCCGCAUUGCAUCUUUGCUGUACGGAGUACCGCGCGCGGAUUUUUAUGGAGCGAACCGAAGCGAGAGUACUUGCCAGCUGUUGCCAGACCAUCACAGGUUUACAUCCUGGGGUCUACUGCACAGUACCUGUCAAGUGCGUUUGCGUUGCUGUUGGCAGCACCCUCCCCCGGGUGGAGUGUGGUACCUGACAGUGUGUUCCAGGCGGUUAAAGGUACAUCCACUUUCUUCUCCUUAGUCAUCAUUGUGGCUUUUGGAUUGGACAGCGGACGGGUCGGCAAGGGUGGUGACUGGACCCGGCGCCGGCGGGGGUGUUCGCUGAGGUUCCAGUCGCCUCACAAGAAAUACUGA
Molecule: messenger RNA, 387 nt
Organism: Colletotrichum paranaense
Lineage: Eukaryota; Fungi; Ascomycota; Sordariomycetes; Glomerellales; Glomerellaceae
Exons: 2
Coding region: 1-387 (128 amino acids)
Source: RefSeq, a predicted model, not a curated record